Molecule: messenger RNA, 381 nt
Organism: Rangifer tarandus platyrhynchus (Svalbard reindeer)
Lineage: Eukaryota; Metazoa; Chordata; Mammalia; Artiodactyla; Cervidae
Source: the annotation of a GenBank genome assembly
AUGCGGUCUGGGGAGGACCCCCAGGAAGUGAUGCCUGCCCUCCCCUACUCUUCUGAGAGUGAGCCUUCCUCCAGGAGCUCCGCCACACAGACCCCUGAGUGCCCGGCCGGCUGGGACUCCAGCAGGAGGCUCACCUGUUGUUUUGGGACCGUGCCGGCUUCUGCCUCCCCGGCCUCACUGAAGACCCUGCGGUCAGGGGCUAUCUUAGCCAGCUGGGACUCUGUUCUGACAAAUAAAGGUCCAAUGACCCAGCCGCAGGCACCCGAGCGGUGGGCGCAUAGCCUGAGCAGUGUCCACAGAGGCACGGAGCCCCGGGAGGUGCGGAGAAGGACAGAGGCGCAGAGCCUGUUCCGAGACCCCCCGCAGCCCUCACAGCGGUGA